AUGUUAGAAAAACUUUACGUAGCUCACCUGGGUAUUGUCAAGACAAAACAGAGAGCACGUCAAAUUCUAUUUUGGCCGAGAAUGAACCAUGACAUAGAACAAAUCGUGUCAAAAUGCGCAGUGUGCAAUCAAUACCGCAAAUCAAACAGCAAGGAACCGCUUAUUCCGCAUGACAUUCCGUCACACCCAUGGUUGAAAGUAGGAGCAGAUUUGUUCAACUACAAAGGAAAAGAAUAUCUCUUGUGUGUAGAUUACUAUUCAAAAUACCCUGAAAUCGUGCUACUACAAGACCUAUCAAGCAAAACAACUGUCACCGCGUUAAAGUCAAUAUUUGCACGUCAUGGAAUCCCGCAGGAAGUCGUAACUGAUAAUGGACCUCAGUCUGCAAGCGCUACAUUCCGUAAGUUUAGUCAUGAUUGGGAAUUUACUCACACUACCUCAAGUCCUAGAUAUCCGAAAUCUAAUGGACAAGCCGAGCGUUGUGUCCAGACAGUGAAAAACUUACUGAAAAAGGCUGAUGAAAGCAAUGGAGACAUCUACAUCGCGUUGCUAGAGUACCGGGCAUCACCAAUUGAUGGAGUAAACCAAUCCCCAGCGAAAAUGCUCAUGAACAGACAAGUGAAAACUAAAUUACCGUCUUCGAUAUUAGCACAAGAAUCACUGCCGUCACUGAAACCGCAACUACAACAUCGUCAAAAACUGCAAAAGAUAUAUCAUGACCGUAACCAGUGUGUUACCGCGUCACCCGUACACUCAGGAGAAAUUGUGCAUGUUCAAAAUUCUGUAAACCGUAGAUGGGAACCAGCUGUUGUUCAUAAACGAGCGAACACUCCACGAUCAUACGUAGUAAAAACCGCUGAUGGAAAGUAUUACCGUUGUAACAGAAAACACAUAAACCAAACAGGAGAAACACAGUUUGUGCAGAGAAAUAGAGACACAGAUGAUGUAGAUAUUCCAGAACCAAACGAACCGUGUGCCGUUGAAACUGAAAUCGAACCGCGGCCGAACAUUGUGAAUACACGCGUACACCGUGGAAGUACAAUCACAAGAUCCGGAAGAGUCAGUUCGAGACCAGCUUAUCUGAAUGACUAUGUGCAGUAA
Molecule: messenger RNA, 1101 nt
Organism: Ylistrum balloti
Lineage: Eukaryota; Metazoa; Mollusca; Bivalvia; Pectinida; Pectinidae
Exons: 1
Coding region: 1-1101 (366 amino acids)
Biological process (GO): DNA integration
Molecular function (GO): nucleic acid binding
Source: RefSeq, a predicted model, not a curated record